Molecule: messenger RNA, 3387 nt
Organism: Prunus armeniaca (apricot)
Lineage: Eukaryota; Viridiplantae; Streptophyta; Magnoliopsida; Rosales; Rosaceae
Source: the annotation of a GenBank genome assembly
AUGGAUGGCCCCAUUUUAAAGUUCCGCCUUGGAUUCUCCAAAGCUCAGGGAGAUUCGCCUCGAGAGAUCACCUCCCGCAGCAACUUGUCGAGUGACACUGGUGAGAAUGGGUGGCUCAUUCGGUUCUUUGACUCAGCAUUUUUCUGCGAGUGGAUCGCUGUUAGCUACCUAUACAAGCAUGAGCACUCGGGGGUACGUGACUACCUUUGUAAUCGAAUGUACACUCUUCCCUUAUCGGGUAUCGAGAGCUACUUGUUUCAAAUAUGUUAUAUGUCAGUGCACAAGCCUAGCCCGUCUUUGGAUAAGUUUGUGAUUGAUAUGUGCUCUAAGUCGCUUAAGAUAGCCCUGAAGGUGCAUUGGUUUUUAUUGGCGGAGCUUGAAGACUCUGAUGAUAAUGAAGGAAUUAGUAGGAUUCAAGAGAAGUGUCAGAUUGCGGCCACUUUGAUGGGUGAGUGGCCGCCUUUGAUACGUCCUCAAAGUGAGUUGGCCAGCCCUGGGAGCAAGAACCAGGUAUUGAAUAAAAUAUUGUCAUCAAAACAGAAGUUGUUGUCACUAACGUCUUCCCCACCUGCUCAGAGGUCUUUUUCUUUCUCGCCUUCAUCAGGGAACAAUCUGCAAGAGGAUGGUGGUCUGUUCUCUCCUGAUGAGAACAAAAUAUUUAAAAAAUUCAUACCAGGGCCAAAGGUUCGAGAUGCAUUGCUCUUUAGGAAGUCGGUGGAGAAAGAUGAGGAUGACUCUGAAAAAGAUGGGUUCUUUAAGAGGCUUUUAAGGGACAGUAGAGGUGAUGAGGAGAUGGGUUCUAAGAUUAGAGAUUCUUUGCUUUUCAGGAAGUCGUCAGAGAAGGACGAUGAUGAUGCAGAAAAGGAUGGGUUCUUUAAGAGGUUAUUAAGGGAUAGUAGAGGUGAUGAUGAGGAAUUGACAUCGAGCUCAGAUGGAUUUUUUAAGAGAUUGUUUCGUGAUAGUAAAAGUGAUUCUGACGAUAGAUCAAUUUCUAAAUCAGUGGAAGAUGAAGAAAAAGAUGGGUUCUUUCGGAAGUUUUUCAAAGAUAAAUUUGAGGACAAAAAAGACCGAAUUGAUAAGAAUAUAGAUGAGGAUGCACCGUACUCUGAAGAAAGAUGUUCAAGAACAGCUGAAGAUGAUGAAAAAGAGGGUUUCUUCCGAAAACUCUUCAGGGAUAAGUUUGACGACAAGAAAGAUGGGAAUGAUAAAACUGAGGAAGGGAGUGCCAAUGGAGAGGAAGAAGAGCCUUCUGACUUUUCAUUGUUCCGAAGAUUGUUCCGUGUGCACCCUGAAGAUGCGAAAAGUACUGCUGCCACUGAAAACAGCAAUAAUGGUGGCUUGUUAGAAAGUAGUCCAGGGACUGAGAAUUUUUUCCGCAAAUUGUUUAGAGAUCGUGACCGUUCCGUUGAAGAUUCGGAGCUAUUUGGUUCAAAAAAACACAAAGAGAAACGCCCUGGUUCUCCAAAGCAACAAAAUGAAAAGUCAAGUGCAAAACCCCCACUUCCAAAUAAUACAGCAUCCCAAUACCGUAAAGGGGCUUAUCAUGAGUCGUUGGACUUUGUGCAGUCACUAUGUGAGACGUCGUAUGGUUUAGUGGAUAUAUUUCCAAUUGAAGAUCGCAAGAGUGCUCUUCGUGAGUCACUUGCAGAGAUCAAUUUGCACAUUGAUGAGGCUCAAAAUAGUGGAGGAGUUUGCUUUCCAAUGGGGAAGGGGAUGUAUCGCGUGGUUUAUAUUCCGGAAGAUGAAGCUGUUCUUUUGAAUUCUAGGGAAAAGGCACCUUAUCUAAUCUGUGUUGAAGUCUUGAAAAGUGAAAUUCCAGGCAAUCCAAAGGACAUAUCUGGUUCUCAAAAGCUUUCUCGAGGAGGAAUUCCUUUAGCAAAUGGGGAUGCACUUCUGACAAGACCACCUCCCUGGGCAUAUCCAUUGUGGACUGUCCAGGAGGUCUAUCGUAAUAGUAAUGAUAGGAUGUCGAGCUCGACUGCUCAAGCAAUUGACCAGGCAAUGUCACAUACGUCAGAGGCAAAAGUGAAAUUUGUUACUGUUAAAAUAUCUGUGGAGAAGAAAUUGCAUGGCCAGACAGUGAAAGCAGAGAAUAUAUCAGGGAGUUGUCAACGUGGAGAGGCUGUAACUGCAUCAAAAGUAGCGCAAGGGAGUGAUUUGGAGUGGGUAAGGGUAGUGCUUACUGCAGAUCCUGGUGUUAGAAUGGAGGACAUUGAGGAUCAAGGACCCCCUCGACGGAAGGAACAUCGUCGUGUUCCAAGUACAGUGGCUAUAGAGGAAGUAAAGGCUGCUGCAGCGAAAGGAGAAGCUCCUCCUGGACUCCCUCUGAAAGGGGCUGGUCAGGAUUCGUCAGAUGCACGGCCAGUGGCUAAUGGCAGUACCCCCGAGGCCAGCAACGCCUUGUCUGGUGAACUUUGGGAGGUAAAGAAGGAGAGGAUACGCAAAGCUUCAGUUCAUGGAAAACUACCUGGUUGGGACUUGCGCUCUGUUAUUGUGAAGAGUGGUGAUGAUUGUAGGCAGGAGCAUCUUGCAGUGCAACUUAUUUCUCACUUUUAUGAUAUAUUCCAAGAAGCUGGUCUUCCCCUCUGGUUGCGCCCUUAUGAAGUCUUAGUUACUUCUUCCUACACAGCUCUCAUUGAAACAAUUCCAGAUACGGCUUCACUUCAUUCCAUCAAAAGUAGAUAUCCCGACAUCACGAGCUUGCGAGACUUCUUUGUUGCUAAGUAUCAAGAAAAUUCUCCAAGUUUUAAACUUGCCCAGAGGAAUUUUGUUGAAAGUAUGGCCGGAUAUUCCCUGGUGUGCUACCUUCUGCAAAUAAAGGAUAGGCACAAUGGAAAUCUCUUAAUGGAUGAAGAGGGUCAUAUUAUACAUAUUGAUUUUGGCUUCAUGCUCUCCAAUUCACCUGGGGGUGUAAAUUUUGAGAGUGCUCCAUUCAAAUUAACACGUGAACUUCUUGAGGUCAUGGACUCUGAUGCCGAGGGAGUUCCGAGCGAGUUCUUUGAUUAUUUUAAGGUUUUGUGCAUUCAAGGAUUCCUUACAUGUCGGAAGCAUGCGGAGCGCAUUAUUCUUCUUGUUGAGAUGUUGCAGGACUCUGGUUUCCCAUGCUUUAAAGGUGGUACACGGACAAUACAGAACCUACGGAAACGAUUUCACCUGAGUUUGACAGAAGAGCAAUGUGUGUCCUUGGUGCUUUCUUUGAUCAGCAGCAGCUUGGAUGCAUGGCGAACAAGACACUCAGUGAGUGUUGGUCAAAAAGUGCAUAUGCGAGCUGGCUGUGUUUUCCUCGGAGACUCUGCUGGCUGGUGGGAAUUCACUUAUUCUUGCGGGAACGUUCGACCCUACGGACCCUCCUCCCGUUCGUUGGACUCCUCAUACUGUACAGAGUGA